Molecule: messenger RNA, 1641 nt
Organism: Galdieria sulphuraria
Lineage: Eukaryota; Rhodophyta; Bangiophyceae; Galdieriales; Galdieriaceae
Product: bifunctional aspartyl-tRNA(Asn) / glutamyl-tRNA (Gln) amidotransferase subunit A
Exons: 1
Coding region: 30-1541 (503 amino acids)
Molecular function (GO): catalytic activity
Source: RefSeq, a predicted model, not a curated record
AUAAGAUUUAAGAUUGGUUUGGGCAACUUAUGGAAUGCAACUGGCAAAGUGUAGUUGAACUUUCACAAGAACUUCAAAGUGGCAAAAUAACUUGCAAGGAACUAGUGGAGGCCUGUUGGAGGAGGAUACAAGAGAGAGAAGAACAAAUUCACGCUUGGGCUUUCUUGAACGACAAGGAAACCCUGCUCCAAGAAGCACAAGUACUUGACACUGAGUUGCAGAGUUGCUCAGAGCAGUCUGCCUCUGGAUAUCGCGGAAGAAGCUGGAUACAUGGAAUUCCAGUAGCAUUGAAGGAUAUUGUUGAAACAGAAGAUAUGCCAACUAACUAUGGGUGUUCACCAGAAUAUAUUUCAAACAAGCAGCGAACAAUUGCUCAUAAAAAGACAAAGGAUGCAGAUCUUGUUAAACGAUUGAAAAAAGCUGGAGCUAUAAUUUUAGGCAAAACAGUAUCCACAGAAUUUGGAGUUUCUAUGGAUGCUCCUGUUACGAGAAAUCCCAAUAAUAUAUCUUUUUCACCAGGAGGUUCAUCUAGUGGCUCUGCAGCUGCAGUUGCAGACGGAAUGGUUCCUUUUGCCUUUGGAGCUCAAACUGCAGGUUCAGUUAUUCGACCCGCAGCAUUUUGUGGAAUAUUUGGCUACAAAACCAGCUAUGAAAAACUCCCACUUGACGGUAUUCGUCCAGUCGCACCUUCUAUCGAUGCCUUGGGUGUUUUCGUGAGGAGUUUAGAAGAUAUACCUAUUAUUAUGAAGAGCAUUGGAGCUUGGAAUGAAGAAGGAAUUGAUACGGUACUUGAAGAUACUUCAUUCUCUAGUCAGGUUACCACUCUAACAAGAGACAAUUUGCUCCUCGCCUUUUGUAAAACUCCUUUUUGGGACAGUCUUCCUGAGUAUUAUACCAAAGCUAUUCUGAGGACAGUAGAUCAAUUGAGAGUGCAAGCUAAAGUACGGGAUCUUGUUUUACCAGAACCUUUUGUCACUGUUUUCGAAAAUCACAGUCAUGUUAUGCUUUGGGAGGUGACUCAAGUGUUUCGCGAGUUGGAGCAGCUCGAAAAAGACAAUAGAUGGCCUGCAGGCGCUACAGUUGGUCAAUUUGUUCGUUCUAUUCCACAACUUGCUCACAACUAUGGAGAAGAUGCCUAUCGAUGUGUCUUAAGAACAGCAUCUUUGCUAAGACAAGUAAUGAAGCGUCCAGCAGAAGAGGGAGAUGGAUUGUUGUACAGGAAUGAAUUGAUUCUUUGUCCUUCUACGUCAGGCGAAGCUCCUCCCGUUUCACAAGAGGCAGUGGAUUCCUUGGAAAGUUCAGGUACACUAUCCCCAGUACUUGGUUCUCAAAGGGCUUCUUUUGGAGGCAAACCUGGCACUACAGGAGACUCUCUAUUUCAAAGAGGCUGGACACUCUUACACUGUCCAGCUAUCAAUAUUCCUAUCGGUAGAGGACCGAGAGGCCUUCCUAUUGGAAUUCAGCUUGUUGCACCUGCUGGAGAAGACGAACAUUUGGUACAUUCGGCACAAGUGUUGACAACUUUAUUAAUGCGAAAAUGAUUUUUCCCUCCUACUAUAUAUACGAUGAUACAUACUAGCAACCUUUUCCUUGUAUGUAGAGAUAGCUUGAAAUAUUUGAUAUAAACACUUAUUCCAAAAA